AUGAUGACCAACGUCAUGUCUUGCGCAUCUGGAUCCCUUAUCUCUAACAUUCCAUAUCAUAUUCACUCAUCAUUCCCGAUACCCUGCUACUCCAUUCUCGCCGUUGCGAAAAUGCCCUCCUAUCCAGAACCCGAACUCUACUGGACACAGCCUACGCAGCAUUGUCCGAACUCGAAGUUUCCUGUUCUGGUCUAUCGAAAUGUCUUACCUGAGGAUUUGAGUAUUGAAGCUGUAGAGAAGGCUUUGGGGAGGAAUCAGUGGAGGAAGGGAGGAGUGUUUAAGCAUUAUCCUACUGCGCAUUUUCAUUCGAAUACGCAUGAGGCUUAUGCUGCGGUGAAGGGAUGGACAAGAUGGGUGAGCUUGUUAUCAAGCUUGUUAAGUGAUCUAGGGCUGACAUUGAGGGAAAGUAAUCACUCUUCAUCUUUUGAUUCCAGUCUGCUGGAGGCUCAUGCUGACAUUUCUUGA
Messenger RNA from Cercospora beticola, 465 nucleotides. Lineage: Eukaryota; Fungi; Ascomycota; Dothideomycetes; Mycosphaerellales; Mycosphaerellaceae. The record is from RefSeq and is a predicted model, not a curated record.